Verticillium alfalfae VaMs.102 is the source of this 1233-nucleotide messenger RNA. RefSeq names its product exopolygalacturonase. The record is from RefSeq and is a predicted model, not a curated record. Gene Ontology annotation, molecular function: polygalacturonase activity. Gene Ontology annotation, biological process: carbohydrate metabolic process. The transcript is spliced from 7 exons. NCBI's taxonomy places the organism in Eukaryota, Fungi, Ascomycota, Sordariomycetes, Glomerellales, Plectosphaerellaceae. Bases 1 to 1233 code for a protein of 410 amino acids.
AUGCAUCUUUCAAAAGUUGCUGUAACACUCCUUGCCUUCUUCAGCAAUGCAUCUCUUGCCAUAGAGCUACCAGCUGGUGUGCCUCGAUCUCUCGAGGAAUUCCGAGAAAAGCAUCCCUAUCGAGCGCGGAGUACCAAAGGCGAUUGUCGCAAAGUGACCAGGAUACGCCCAUCUAAGCACGAUACUGACGACAUUUCGGAUGAUUUUCUGGAGGGAAUCAAACAGGCCAACAAUGGCGGACUGCUUCACCUGCCCAAAGACGAGCUCUUCGUCAUCGGCAAGCCACUGGACCUGACCUUCCUCAACGACAUUCACGUCCGUCUGGACGGCAAGAUCUUGUUCACCGACGACGUUCCUCAAUGGCAAGCUACGGCUUUCAAGCACCCCUUCCAGACAAAUCUCAUGUUUUGGAAAUGGGGCGGAAAGAACUUCAAAAUCUACGGCGACGGCGUCAUCGACGGCAACGGCGAGCGUUGGUGGCGUGAAUUUGGCGAGCUUGACCUCCCCGCGGACAACAAUUACACCUAUGCCCGGCCCAUUCUCUUCUAUGUAGGAGACGCCGCCAAUGUGCAGAUUGAAGGGAUCCAGUUCAAAGAUGGUCCGAUCUGGCACCAGCUCAUCGAACGCACCGAGGGCAUCUCCUACCGCGAUGUCUCCUGCACUGCUCGCCCACGAGACCAGACUGUUCGGCCUGCGAACACAGACUUUUUCAACUCCCUGAACGUCAGGGACGUCUCGAUUGAGCGCGUCUGGGUCGACGUCGGCGACGACUGUUUCUCGCCAAAAUCAAACGGUACCAACAUUCACGUCAACCACAUGUACUGUAAUGGCACACACGGCCAGUCCCUCGGUUCUCUGGGAGAACACAAGGGUGUCAUGUCCUACGUCGAAGAUGUCGUAAUCGAGAAUGUCUGGAUGCUCAACGGCGGCCACGGCAGCCGCAUCAAGGUCUGGGCCGGACCGACCGCCGGCCACGGCUACGUCAACAACCUGACGUGCUCGACGAGCCCCGACGCCGUGUGCGACAAUAUCCGCUUCCGCAACUUUGCCGUGCGGUCGCCGUGCGGCGGGCCUGCAAUAGCCAUUUGUGACGGCGUGACGGGCGACACAGGGGAUCUGCCGUGUUAUGCGGCGGGCAGUGCCGAGGCAAAGGCUGCGCUGCGCGAUACGUGUAUCGGGGAGAAGUCUGGAUAUGUGGGGAAGCCCUGGGCGGAUGGCGGACCUGGCUUCUGA